AUGACGGACACAACAGAUGAUAUAGCAGAGGAAAUCUCAUUUCAGAGUUUUGAUGAUGAUUGUAAGCUUCUUGGCAAUUUGUUAAACGAUGUUUUGCAGAGAGAAGUUGGUUCUAAAUUCAUGGAGAAGCUUGAACGCAAUCGCAUCCUAGCUCAGAGUGCUUGUAAUAUGAGAUUGGCGGGGAUAGAAGAUACCGCUGAAUUGCUGGAGAAGCAGCUGGCAUUGGAGAUAUCAAGGAUGACAUUAGAGGAAGCAUUGACACUUGCUCGUGCCUUUAGUCAUUACCUUAAUUUGAUGGGCAUUGCUGAGACCCAUCACAGGGUUCGUAAGGCACGGAGUAUGACACAUCUAUCAAAAUCUUGUGAUGACAUAUUUAAUCAGCUGCUGCAGAGUGGCAUAUCUGCAGAGGAGCUUUAUGACACAGUUUGCAAGCAGGAGGUUGAAAUUGUGCUCACUGCACAUCCUACUCAAAUUAAUCGUCGUACCUUGCAAUAUAAGCACAUCAGAAUUGCUCAUCUUUUAGAUUAUAAUGACCGGCCUGAUCUUACUCAUGAAGAUCGAGAAAUGCUGAUUGAAGAUCUGGUGAGAGAAAUUACUUCAAUAUGGCAGACAGAUGAGCUUAGGCGCCACAAGCCUACACCAGUAGAUGAAGCUAGGGCUGGCUUGAACAUUGUGGAGCAGUCCCUGUGGAAAGCUCUUCCCCAUUAUUUACGUCGUGUCAGUACUGCCCUAAAGAAGCAUACAGGAAAGCCACUUCCUUUGACUUGCACGCCAAUAAGGUUUGGGUCUUGGAUGGGGGGUGAUAGAGAUGGUAAUCCGAAUGUAACAGCAAAGGUCACAAGAGAUGUUUCUCUUUUAUCUAGGUGGAUGGCUGUUGACCUUUACAUUCGAGAAGUUGAUAGCCUGAGAUUUGAACUAUCCAUGGUUCAAUGCAGUGAUAGAUUGUUGAAAGUGGCAAAUGACAUUUUAAUAGAAGAAACUUCAUCUGAAGAUCACCAUGAGAGUUGGAAUCAACCUGCAAGCAGAAGUCAAACAAAGUUUCCUAGAAAAUCUCUUCCUACACAACUUCCACCUAGAGCUGAUCUUCCUGCUUGCACUGAAUGUAAUGAUGGUGAAUCUCAGUAUCCCAAACUAGAACUUCCAGGAACUGAUUACAUGCCCUUUAAUCGCCAGGAAGCUCUAGGUUCUUCAUAUUCAGAAUCUUCAUCCCAGGAUAUCAAUCAUGGUUUACCUAAAACAACUGGAAAUGGAAGUGUUGCUAAUUCUAGUGGAUCUCCGCGGGCAUCUUUCAGCUCUGCUCAACUGGUUGCACAGAGGAAACUAUUUGCAGAAUCCAAGAUAGGAAGAUCUAGCUUCCAGAAGCUUCUAGAACCAAGUCUGCCUCAACGUCCUGGAAUUGCUCCUUAUAGAAUUGUUCUUGGAAAUGUAAAAGAUAAGCUUAUGAGGACAAGAAGACGUCUGGAACUUCUUCUAGAGGAUCUUCCUUGUGAAUAUGAUCAAUGGGAUUACUAUGAGACAACAGAUCAAUUAUUGGAUCCACUGCUUCUGUGCUACGAGUCUCUUCAAUCAUGUGGAGCUGGGGUUCUAGCUGAUGGUCGGCUAGCUGACCUGAUAAGAAGAGUUGCUACAUUUGGGAUGGUGUUAAUGAAGCUAGACUUGCGCCAGGAAUCUGGUAGACAUGCUGAUACUCUUGAUGCAAUCACCAAAUAUUUGGAAAUGGGCACGUAUAGUGAGUGGGAUGAAGAAAAGAAGCUGGAAUUUCUGACAAGAGAACUGAAAGGAAAACGGCCACUGGUUCCUCCUACUAUUGAGGUUGCUCCUGAUGUUAAAGAAGUCUUGGAUGCUUUCCGUGUUGCUGCUGAGCUGGGGAGUGAUUCACUUGGAGCUUAUGUGAUUUCUAUGGCAUCCAAUGCAAGUGAUGUCCUUGCUGUGGAGCUUCUGCAGAAGGAUGCCCGGCUUGCUGUUAGUGGGGAGCUAGGAAGACCAUGCCCUGGUGGAACGUUGCGAGUAGUUCCGUUGUUUGAAACUGUGAAAGACCUGAGAGGUGCUGGUUCGGUGAUCAGAAAACUGUUAUCAAUUGACUGGUAUAGAGAACACAUAAUUAAGAACCAUAACGGGCAUCAGGAGGUGAUGGUUGGCUAUUCUGAUUCUGGUAAAGAUGCUGGACGCUUUACUGCUGCAUGGGAACUUUACAAAGCCCAAGAGGAUGUUGUGGCAGCCUGUAAUGAUUUUGGUAUCAAAGUAACACUAUUCCAUGGGCGUGGAGGGAGUAUUGGUCGUGGUGGUGGCCCCACAUAUCUUGCCAUUCAAUCCCAACCACCUGGUUCAGUUAUGGGUACUCUUCGGUCAACUGAGCAAGGAGAAAUGGUGCAGGCCAAGUUUGGGCUGCCACAUACUGCCAUCAGACAACUAGAGAUAUACACAACUGCUGUGCUGCUUGCAACCCUUCGUCCUCCACAUCCACCUCGAGAAGAAAAAUGGCGCAAUGUCAUGGAGGAGAUUUCAAAAAUCAGUUGCCAGAAUUACCGGAGCACAGUCUAUGAAAACCCAGAAUUCCUCGCCUACUUCCAUGAGGCUACUCCCCAGGCUGAGCUUGGCUUUCUUAACAUAGGAAGCCGCCCCACAAGAAGAAAGAGCUCAACUGGUAUUGGACAUCUUCGUGCCAUUCCAUGGGUAUUCGCAUGGACCCAGACCAGAUUUGUUCUUCCUGCUUGGCUUGGAGUUGGAGCAGGUUUAAAGGGUGCUUGUGAGAAGGGAUUUACUGAAGACUUGAAAGCAAUGUACAAAGAAUGGCCUUUCUUCCAAUCUACUAUUGAUCUUAUAGAGAUGGUACUAGGGAAGGCAGACAUUCCUAUAGCCAAGCACUAUGAUGAAGUUCUUGUAUCUGAGAGCAGGCGAGAGCUUGGAGCUGAGCUUAGGAGUGAGCUCUUAACAACAGAAAAGUAUGUGUUGGUGGUUAGUGGGCAUGAGAAACUAUCUCAGAACAACCGCAGCCUGCGGAGGCUAAUAGAGAGCAGGCUGCCUUAUCUCAAUCCUAUGAAUAUGUUGCAGGUGGAGGUUCUAAAGAGGUUGAGGCGGGACGACGACAACAAUAAGCUCAGAGAUGCCCUGCUUAUUACCAUAAAUGGGAUUGCUGCUGGAAUGAGGAACACAGGCUGA
Ricinus communis (castor bean) is the source of this 3159-nucleotide messenger RNA. RefSeq names its product phosphoenolpyruvate carboxylase 4. Gene Ontology annotation, biological process: carbon fixation; tricarboxylic acid cycle. Gene Ontology annotation, cellular component: cytosol. The record is from RefSeq and is marked provisional. Gene Ontology annotation, molecular function: phosphoenolpyruvate carboxylase activity. Lineage: Eukaryota; Viridiplantae; Streptophyta; Magnoliopsida; Malpighiales; Euphorbiaceae.